This is a messenger RNA of Dendrobium catenatum, 4030 nucleotides long. RefSeq names its product DNA mismatch repair protein MLH3. Gene Ontology annotation, molecular function: ATP hydrolysis activity; mismatched DNA binding; ATP binding. Gene Ontology annotation, biological process: mismatch repair. The record is from RefSeq and is a predicted model, not a curated record. NCBI's taxonomy places the organism in Eukaryota, Viridiplantae, Streptophyta, Magnoliopsida, Asparagales, Orchidaceae. Gene Ontology annotation, cellular component: mismatch repair complex. Bases 316 to 3870 code for a protein of 1184 amino acids. The transcript is spliced from 26 exons.
UAUAUUCGCGGACUAUUGCAAUAAGGCUACGAAACCCUUGGCGCCACCUCACGGCUAACUAAGAGACGAGAAAGCCUUCCCGGUCCCCGCUCUCCAUUCUGCACCGCUCGGUUGCGCGACUGCCAGCAACUCAAGGACGCUACCUCCGGUACCUUCAUACCCUUCCAUCGCGGACCUACUCACUGCUCCCAUUCAAUUUAUAGCCCCAGUUUCCUUACAUUGAUACGUGCUCGGUUACUUCACUUCUGUGUUAGGCGGAAGGUCCUCCGUGAGGGGGCGCAUCAAGUAAAUACCGUCAGUACACUUUCCUUGUACAUGUCAAAUAAGGAGAUAAAACACUUGUCUCGCAAUGUCUACAAUUCAUUGCGAUCGAGCACAUUUUUGUUUGACUUGACCAGAGUUGUUGAGGAACUUGUACAUAAUAGUGUGGAUGCGGGUUCUUCCAAGGUAGUUGUCUCUUUAAGUGUUGGAUCAUGCUACGUUAAAGUAGCGGAUGAUGGAUGUGGGGUCACUCGAGAUGGGUUGGUUAUUUUAGGUGAAAGAUACGCUACAUCAAAGGUUCACCUUGUGGCUGAUGCUGGUACUGGUGCAGAGGCCCUUGGUUUUAGAGGAGAGGCUCUUUCUUCCAUUUCUGAUGUAUCUUUAUUAGAAAUCAGGUCGAAAGCUCGUGGAAAGCCAAAUGCAUAUUGCAAGAUUAUAAAGAGCUCGAAGUGCUUAUUUUUUGGAAUCGAUGACCAGCGGGAAGAUGUGGGCACAACUGUAAUUGUUCGAGAUUUAUUUUAUAACCAACCAAUUCGGAGGAAAUUCAUGCAAUCUAGCCUUAGAAAGGUACUGCAUUCUGUGAAGAAAUGUGUAUUUCGGAUAGCUCUUGUACAUCCACACGUGUCAUUCAAGGUUAUUGAAAUUGAGGGUGAGCAUAAACUGCUUUGCACAAUUGCUGGCCGGUCUUCUUUGUCUUUGGUUAGUGAUGGUUUUGGAAAUGAGGUUUCUAGUUCACUCCGAGAAAUUGUUUACUCUGAUCGAGAAUUUACCCUUUCUGGGUACAUGUCAGGGCCAACAGAUGCAUUCUCGACAAAGGUAUUGCAGUAUAUCUAUAUCAAUGCAAGAUUCGUCUGCAAGGGUCCAAUCCAUAAUUUGAUUAAUAGUAUUGCAACAAAUUUUCAUUCCACUACUGCUAAGAAGAGGGAUAGCUCUGAAAAUCAUUGCAGGAAGAGACAAAAAACUCAAGGGUAUCCAGCAUAUUUGCUUAAUCUUUGCUGUCCUAUGUCAAGCUAUGAUCUAACUUUUGAGCCUUCGAAGACUAUAGUUGAAUUCAAGGACUGGGGCACCGUUUUAUCAUUCUUUGAGCAAGCAAUAAUACCAUACUGGGAACGGUUUGCAUCAAAUGUAUUUCAAGCGGAAGGUGCUUCUUGUGAAGCUUCUUUUCAAGAAAGUGGACCGCUGAGAGAAGACUUGUUCAGUGAAGGUAUCACUAAGAAAUCCGAUAUCAAAUCAAUGAAGGACAGUUCUAAUUUCUUUGAAGGUUUAGGCUCCCGUUUCCAAAUUAGCAACCCAUUGGUUACCUCUUUUGGUUAUGCAAGCAAUUAUCAAAAACACAAUCGAUUAAGUGAUGAUGAAGCAGAUUACGUUUCAUGUCCUAAGAGAUUUCAUAGUAAUGAUGAUCUUGUUGAGCUGUGUAACAGCCUUUUCCAACAUGAAGAUAACAUUUUAAUGGGUACUUCUACCAACGGUAAGCAUUCAAGACGUAUGAACUGCAAAAGAUAUGCGCCUUGUGAAAUAGUAGGUGACAUCUAUUAUUCUCCCAUAGCUUGCAAUGGUUCUGUUAAAACUUAUGCUCCCAUGGAAAAUGAUUUAGUUAACUCAACGUGCUGCUCAUCAAGCUGUGUGUUUGGCGAACAUCAUGAAUUUUUGAACGAACCUUUUUCUGUUAAAGAAGAAUGCACUUUAGGUGAAAAUCAGUAUAGCAGUUGUUUACAUUGCAGCGACAAUCUUAUUUUCAAAAAGAAUAUCAGCGAUUGUCUUCUUCAAGAAAGAAGCGACUCACAAAGUCCUGUGGUUGGUGUCAUUAGAAAAUGCCAGAAGUUGACUCAACAAUCUUGCUUUGAAAUUUGCCCUUCUUUUUGUGACCAUGCAUGCUUAUCUGAGACUAGCCUUAGCCAUCAAAACUUUGAAUAUGUUGAUGCUGACUCCGAAUGGGGGUUCUCACAUUUUGGUUUCACAGAUCCGUCGAUUGUUAGAACACCUCCAAGGCAUCAUGAAAUUGUGUGCGACUCUACUUUGAUAGAGAAUCAUUGUGCCAUUGAAGAGACAAAUGCUAAAUUUCUUGAAUCUGUUUUGAAUGAAUCACGGGAGCUUCCGCCUGACCUAUGCUUUACAGGCAGAACUGUGGUGGAUCAUAAAUUUUGCCCAAGUUCCAUCAAGCAUCUUCAGCAUGACUACCUUCUAGAUCAAUUCACCUCCACAAAAGGUGGUUCAGCGUCUAUAUUAAAAGAAGAAAAAGGCUGCUUGCUGUCUGUGUCUUCAAGUAUUGAACAUACAGACAUCUAUAACACCAGCCUUCAUAAUUCGGUCACGCAAAAUUAUGAUGAAGCUGCUGAAAGCCCCUCCAAGAACAAUGAGUUUCAAAAUUCUUUAUUUUCUGAUGUUCGAGAGUUAAGAUCGAGGAGAAGUCAUUCUGCUCCACCAUUUUACAAGGGCAAGAAGAAGUUUCCCAUCUUAAAUUGUCUUUUGACGGAUCAUGUCAGAGAAAAUUCUAAAAUGAUGUCAUCUUAUUGUAUUGAUGAGCCAGGAUUAAAUUGUCAGCUAGAACCUUAUAGUGCCUCACAGCCUUGUAUGAAGCCGAUUACUGAGCUUAAAAAGCCAUGCUUAUGGGAAUUAAAUUAUGACAAGUCAAAUCAUAGCAACCUGAUUGAGAUACAGGCUUCUGAAGAAUUUGAUAAUGGUUAUGAACCUGAUGAAAUAGACCCUGCAUCAUCUUCACUGACAAAGUGGCGGACUGACUGCCUGCAGCCUGCAUUUAAUCAUGAUGGUGCUAUGCCACAUAAGGUUGAUGUGCUAGACAUUUCUUCUGGCCUUUUACAUCUUUCUGGUAGUUCAUUGGUGCCUGCUUCCAUAAAUAAGGAUUGCUUUGAUAAUGCGAGGGUUCUUCUACAGCUGGAUCGCAAAUUCAUUCCAGUAGUUGCAAGUGGAAUUCUUUUAAUUAUUGACCAGCAUGCUGCGGACGAAAGGAUAAGGCUUGAAGAUUUACGGAAAAAGGUUUUGCAUGGCGAGCUACAGAGCAGUACAUAUCUUAACCCUGAGCAUGAACUGAUUCUUCCAGAGAUGGGAUAUCAAUUGCUUCAGAAGUAUGCAGAGCAGAUAAAGAAAUGGGGUUGGAUCUGCAAUAUUCAAAGUCAGUUUUCGGACUCAUUUACUUGGGGCAUGGAUUUUCUAAGGCAACACGAAUGCAGAGCUACGCUUGUUGCUGUACCGCAUAUUUUGGGUACUGAUUUGACAGGCAAAGAUCUUCUAGAAUAUAUUGAGCAGUUGGUUGAAACGGAUGGAUCAUCCAUAAUCCCGCCAGCAGUGCUUCGUGUACUAAAUUACAAAGCCUGCAGAGGUGCCAUAAUGUUUGGAGAUGCCCUGUUGCCUUCAGAAUGUUCCCUCAUUGUUGAAGAACUGAAAGCAACUUCAUUGUGCUUCCAGUGUGCUCAUGGUCGGCCAACCACUGUACCUCUUCUUAAUAUGGUAGCCCUGCAUGAGCAGUUAUCCAGACUUGACAUGCCGAUGCCCGGUCGCUCAGAUGAGUGGCAUGGACUGCGCCGGCACUCUCCGAGCAUUCAUCGUGCGCGACAAAGAUUAGAGUCGUGUAAAAGGUUUCUCCAUGGCUGAUCUCGUGCUCGCUAUCUUAAUAGAAGGUGCCUUCUCCUGUUGAUGUACUUUGUAUGGAAAUGGUGUAUAUGAUGCAAGUCAUUUGUAAACCCCAUUCUUUGAUGAUUUGAUCAAUGGAAUAUACAAUACAGUGUAUAUAGUUCCUUUUUUUUUACAUGUG